Propithecus coquereli (Coquerel's sifaka) is the source of this 1197-nucleotide messenger RNA. RefSeq names its product neuromedin U receptor 1 (gene NMUR1). The transcript is spliced from 2 exons. NCBI's taxonomy places the organism in Eukaryota, Metazoa, Chordata, Mammalia, Primates, Indriidae. Gene Ontology annotation, molecular function: neuromedin U receptor activity. The record is from RefSeq and is a predicted model, not a curated record. Gene Ontology annotation, cellular component: plasma membrane. Gene Ontology annotation, biological process: G protein-coupled receptor signaling pathway. Bases 1 to 1197 code for a protein of 398 amino acids.
AUGCCCUGCAAUGUCAGUGUAGCCAGGGCGGGCUUCGACCCUGAGGACUUGAACCUGACGGACGAGGCGCUGAGACUCAAGUACCUGGGGCCCCAGCGGACAGAGCUGUUCCUGCCCAUCUGUGCCACUUACCUGCUGAUCUUCGUGGUGGGCGCUGCGGGCAACGGACUGACCUGCACGGUCAUCCUGCGCCACAAGGCCAUGCGCACGCCCACCAACUACUACCUCCUCAGCCUGGCCGUGUCGGACCUGCUGGUGCUGCUGGUGGGCCUGCCGCUGGAGCUCUACGAGAUGUGGCACAACUACCCCUUCCUGCUGGGCACCGGCGGCUGCUACUUCCGCACGCUGCUUUUCGAGACGGUCUGCCUGGCCUCGGUGCUCAACGUCACCGCCCUGAGCGUGGAGCGCUACAUAGCCGUCGUGCACCCGCUCCAGGCCAGGUCCGUGGUGACACGGGCCCACGUGCGCCGGGUGCUUGCGGGGGUCUGGGGGCUAGCUGUGCUCUGCUCUCUGCCUAACACCAGCCUGCACGGAAUCCAGCAGCUGCACGUGCCCUGCCGGGGCACGGUGCCCGACUCGGCAGUGUGCACGCUGGUCCGCCCACGGGCCCUCUACAACCUGGUGGUGCAGACCACUGCGCUGCUCUUCUUCUGCCUGCCCAUGGCCACCAUCAGCGUGCUGUACCUGCGCAUCGGGCUGCGGCUGCGGCGGGAGAGGCUGCUGCUGCUCAGGCAGGAGGCCAAGGGCAGGGGUGCUGCCGUCGCCAGGUCCAGCCACACCCGCAGGCUCCAGUUGCCAGAUAGGGGCCGGAGACAGGUGACCAAGAUGCUGUUUGUGCUGGUUGUGGUGUUUGGCAUCUGCUGGGCCCCAUUCCAUGCUGACCGCCUCAUGUGGAGCUUGGUGUCCCACUGGACAGACGGCCUGCUCCUGGCCUUCCAGUACGUGCACGUCGUCUCCGGUGUCUUCUUCUACAUCAGCUCGGCCGCCAACCCUGUGCUCUACAGCCUCAUGUCCAGCCGCUUCCGAGGCACCUUCCAGGAAGCCCUGUGCCUGGGGACACGGUGCUGCCACCACAGACCCCGCCACAGCUCCUACAGCCUCAGCAGGGUGACCACAGGCAGCACCCUGUGUGACUUGGGCUCCCCGAGCAGCAGGGCCCACCCCCUGGCUGAGAACGGUGGCCCAGAGGGACAGUGA